Messenger RNA from Anopheles merus, 3729 nucleotides. It is a transcript of the gene phtf, whose product is annotated as protein phtf. Gene Ontology annotation, cellular component: endoplasmic reticulum. The transcript is spliced from 5 exons. Lineage: Eukaryota; Metazoa; Arthropoda; Insecta; Diptera; Culicidae. The coding region runs from base 370 to 3579 and encodes 1069 amino acids. The record is from RefSeq and is a predicted model, not a curated record.
CCUGGUGUAAAUGACACUACAGCACCAGCCCGGGCUGUCAAACCACUGUCAGAGGGUGAAAAUGUAAACAAUAAUACGACCUUCAACUCUGGCACAACCGUCUCGCGCAAGGGGAAAAACUUUCUCGUGCCCCAGCUAAAGUGAGUGUUGUUUGGGAUCGUUUCUCCUUGUUUCCUUACCAUUUACACUUAACACCCGCGGGCGCAGGUGAACGUUCGAUGAAAAUUCCACACUCGAACCUUGUUUCCUGCGAAGCAAACGAGCAGUCGCGCCAGCAUUUUGGUGACGUGAGCUAGAGAGAGAGAUAGAGAAAGAGGAACGGAAACAGUGCAACCGUAACGCAGCCCACCACAGCACCGUUUGGGGAGCAUGCGCCUCGAUGCACUGGUCGCAUGGUAUCAGAAGAAGAUCGGCACGUACGACAAGCAGCAAUGGGAGAAAACGAUCGAGCAGAAGAUACUGGCCGGCAUCAGCCAUCUGCCGCUGAAAAACACCAAGCUGAAAACGGAACUGAUCGAUGUGGAUCUGGUGCGUGGUUCGACCUUUCCGAAGGCGAAAUCGAAACUCUCCAUCCUGACCGUGCUGUAUCUGGCGGCGCUGCGCUUCCUGCUGCUGCCGGUUUACGCCCGCUGGUGGGUACAGCAAACGUCACCGGGCGUGUUUCUGCUGCUGCUUACGCUCUACCUGCUGCAAAUGCUGAACCUUGGCAUCUAUAGCUACUGUGCCCGAUCACCACCGCCACCAUCACCAUCGAGUACCGACACUGCGACGGGGAGUGACGGUGCCGAAGCUAACGCAAAGCUACCGCCAACCGAUACCGUCGAUCACAUCGUCACCAUAUCGGACUUUUUGAUUCCGCUCGCCCUCAGUCUGCUGCUGAGCGUCAUCCACUCGCAGAUCGUAGCGACCGCCUCGAACAGCAUUGGAUCGUCCCUGUUUUCGUGCGGCAAGCUGUCGCAGAAGUGUUUCUCGCACGGUUCGGCAACACCGGCCACGCCGGGCGCAGCCAGCACUGGCACAGGCACGUCCCUAUCCACACCGGCCGGCGGUGUACCGGCCGGGUUGAGCAAGAAGCAGCGCGAACAACGAAUCCGCCGCAAGCGGCGCGUUCGAGCACACUCCGAAACACAGGCGCAAUCGUCGCCCGGCCGGGCAGUGACGGCGGAGGAGCGCGAUCGGAAGAAAGCGUUCGCCAGUGUGGGUGGGUCGAAAUCGGCCACCAGCUCGCCGGCACGCACAGCGCCGAAGAAGGGCGCCUGUAGCACGAGCAGCAGCACGAGCAGUGAUGCAGUCGAGCGGGCACAGCUGGCGGAAGGGAACAACGAACAGCAACGGCAGCCGGAGGUUCUGGUAGGAAGGCGUGAGGAGAACGGCUCGCUACGCAUGGAAGAUCGAGCGCCGAACAUUCAUCGAACGGCAAACGAAACGGAAAAACACACAUCGAUCGGCGUGACCAUCAUCCCGUCGACGAACAGCUCGAGCGACCAUUCGCCACCGAACGGGCGUCGGUCGGGCGAUCAUACGCAGGAGGCGAACCCGAUGCUACUGCUGCCCUCCGGGUUGCGGCGGCGCAAUGUAAACUGGGACCCGACCGUACCGGAACGGUCCCGCGCGGGUCCGUCGUCGCUGCUGGAACCGGUCGUAGACGACGAUGGGUUCGAGAGUUUAAACGGCAAAAGCUCGGGUGGUGAGGAUAGUGCGGGGAAUGUGUUUCUCAAGGAUCACCAUCGCUACCGGAAGGUGGCUCCAUUCGGGGGGAACGAUUGGAAUGCGGCCGGUGAAACGGAAGCAAAAGACCAUCAGUCGGAUUCGGACACGGAUACGCUGAAAAAUAGUAUCACCACCACCACCACCACCAACUACAACACACCGACGAUAGCGGAACUGGAUGGCGUGCUUGAUCCGCAGCGCAAACAGUUCACGGAGGGGGGUCACACAGCUGGCUCGCAGUCGGAACUGGCACAGCACGAUACACCGCAGCACGGAGGAAGGGAGGAAUCGAAGGAGCUGGUACGGCAACGGCGCAACAAGGACUCAAGUAAGCAGCCGCUGCAACGGCGCGCCCCGACGGCGCUGUAUGACGCGGGGCCGGACGAAAAGAAGGGACUGGGGACGAGCUGCAGCGACGAGACGGACGAAGAGAACAACGAGUACGAUUUGCAUUCACCGUCGCCGCCCCACCUGCAUCUGCUGCACUCAUCGCCGCCGCUUCGCGCGCACCACCCCCAUCAGCCGAUGGUGGGUCCGGUGGUACGGCCGUCUCCGGCCGGUUCGUCCCCGUCGCCGCACCACCACCACCACCAUCUGCUUUACCUGCAUCAUCGUCAUCAUCAGGCGGCCGCCGUAGUGCAGCCGGCGGCGGCGGCCCAUUCCCAUCAUACGCUUCAUCCGCAUCAGCAUCACUUUCACCAUUCGCCCUCCGUACUGACCGAAGGCGAAGAAUGCAGCUACAGCUCGGAGCUGGACCAUUCCGACACGCAGAACGAACACUCCGACGACGACUACGAGCUCGAGGACGUCCCGACCCUGAUCCUCAACCCUGCCUGCGGUGCGAACGAUCGCGUCAGCUGCACCAUCUGGGAGGCGCGCGAGGCAAAGAAAGCCGAAAUGUCCGUGCUGGACAUCUCGUCCGCCAUCAUCGAGCGGGUCGAGGCCAUGCCGGAAUCCUGCGACUACGUCUACAUCGGCGUCGUCCUCAGCGUGUUCCUCUCGCUCGUGCCCGCCUUCUGCCGGCUGUGCGAAGCGACCGUCGAUUCCACCAACUCGACCGAGGUGAACUUUCUCGACAUGCCCGUCAUCCUGUUCGAGAAGGCGUCCUUCUCGCUGCUCGCCAUCCUGCGGUUCGCGUUCGGCGAAACCACCUGGGAGCGGUUCGUGCUCGUGCUCGGCUUUCUGCUGCGGCUCGUGCUUACCUUUCUGGUGUUUUUCCUGCUCGCCGUGGCGGAGCGCACGUUCAAGCAGCGCUUCCUGUACGCGAAACUGUUCUCCCACCUAACGUCCUCGCGGCGUGCCCAAAAGUCGGGCAUACCACACUUUCGCCUCAACAAGGUGCGUAACAUCAAGACGUGGCUCUGUGUGCGCUCGUAUCUGAAGCGGCGCGGCCCACAAAACUCGGUGGACGUGAUCGUGUCCGCCGCGUUCAUCAUUACGCUGCUGCUGCUGGCGUUCUUGAGCGUGGAAUGGUUGAAAGAUUCGGUGCACCUGCACUCACAGUUCAACCUGGAGGCGCUCACCUGGUCCUGUGCCUUUGGCACGUUUCUGCUCCGCUUCAUGACGCUCGGUACGAAGAUUAACAAAAAGUACAAGAGCGUCUCGGUGCUCAUCACGGAGCAGAUUAAUCUCUACGUUCAGAUUGAACAGAAACCAAACAAAAAAGAAGAACUGAUGAUAUCGAACAACGUGUUAAAGUUGGCAGCUGAUCUCCUCAAGGAGCUGGAAUCUCCGUUCAAAAUCUCCGGUCUCAGUGCAAACCCGUAUCUCUACACCACCGUCAAGGUGGUCAUACUGUCCGCCCUUUCCGGUGUGUUGAGUGAAAUGUUAGGCUUCAAGCUGAAACUUCACAAAAUUAAAAUUAAGUAAAAGUGUUUUAAAGUUUGCCCAAUCUCCUGCGCGGCCUCUCCGUAAUGCAUUUCCUCCUAUACCGAUUAUUUUAUUUUCCCCGAAGGAAGGUGUAGCCAAUACUGUAAUAGCUUGUUUUUUUUUACAAUUUUAUUUUUAAAUUAUGUGCAA